Molecule: messenger RNA, 3109 nt
Organism: Manduca sexta (tobacco hornworm)
Lineage: Eukaryota; Metazoa; Arthropoda; Insecta; Lepidoptera; Sphingidae
Gene: L2HGDH
Product: L-2-hydroxyglutarate dehydrogenase, mitochondrial
Exons: 4
Coding region: 315-1649 (444 amino acids)
Molecular function (GO): (S)-2-hydroxyglutarate dehydrogenase activity; (S)-2-hydroxy-acid oxidase activity
Source: RefSeq, a predicted model, not a curated record
CUAUAAUUAGCCCCACUGCACAGUAUUCGCUUUUUACAUUCAGUUUAGUGCCGGGUGUAGUGUUUGUUUACCGAAGGUUUUGACAGACGACGCAUAUAUUUAUGUAAACAAAUCUAUUUAUCAGUACAUGUUUUCGAUGAUAUUAAUUAAUGUAGUGUAAAAUAGUUUAUGUGAAUGUAUAAUAACAUCGAAUGAUUACGAAAUAAUAUGUAAUAACUUAGUAAUUUUAUCUCAGUUGGAUAAAAAUAGUUUAUUCGUGGUAGUAACAGUAAUUUAUUAUAUAGAGCUGCAUUCUUGCAGCAUAAUUUCUCAAAAUGAUUCUCGCUGGUAAUUUACAAAAACUUUCCACUAUUGCGUGUCAACGUUUGCCGUAUACUGCUGCAAACAACUCAAGAAGAUAUAGUAAUGGAAUCCCUCAAUAUGAUGUAGUUGUUAUAGGAGGUGGCAUAGUGGGUUCGGCCUCUGCUAGAGAACUAAUUAAAAGACAUCCAAAUUUGAAGAUUGCUUUAAUUGAGAAGGAGAAUCGUUUUGCAUACCACCAAAGUGGCAACAACAGUGGUGUUAUUCAUGCUGGAAUAUAUUAUAAACCAGGCUCAUUAAAAGCAAAACUAUGUGUGAGAGGUUUGGAAUUGUCUUACAAAUAUCUUGAUGAAAAAGGCAUAAAGUAUUCAAAAUGUGGUAAACUUAUUGUGGCUACACAGAGAUCUGAAGUACCAAGACUGUUUGAUUUAUAUGAAAGAGGUAUUAAAAAUGGAGUCAAAGAUAUACAAUUAUUAGACAAAAAAGAAAUGAAUGAAAUUGAGCCUCACUGUAGGGGGCUCCAAGCAUUGUGGUCACCUCACACAGGCAUUGUAAACUGGGCAGAUGUUACCAAAUCUUAUGUGGAGGACUUUGUUGAGCGUGGAGGGAAAAGCUACCUUAACUUUGAGGUUAAAAAGUUUAUAGAAACUGAAUCUGCUGAAUAUCCUGUGACAAUAACUGAUAUUCAAGAUAAUACUGUUGAGGCAAAAUAUGUGCUGACUUGCUGUGGAUUGCACUCUGAUAAAAUUGCAGUUAUGACUGGCUGUCCUGAAGAGCCAAAAAUUAUACCUUUCAGAGGGGAAUACUUAUAUCUAGUGCCAAACAAAAGUUCUUUAGCAAAAACGAAUAUAUACCCUGUACCUGACCCGAGAUUUCCAUUCUUAGGUGUUCAUUUAACGCCAAGAAUAGAUGGCAGAAUUAUUGUUGGUCCCAAUGCAAUUCUAGCAUUUAGUAAAGAAGGAUACAGAUGGGGUGACAUAAACAUUAAGGAGCUAAAAGAUAUAAUUGGCUUUUCUGGUUUUCGUAAAAUGGCAAUGAAAUAUGCAGGUUUUGGAAUCAAGGAAAUGGCUAGAUCUGUAGUGAUGCCUUUGCAAGUAUGGCAGAUCCAGAAAUACAUACAGGACUUGACUACUGCUGAUGUUGAAAGAGGUCCUGCUGGAGUUAGAGCACAAGCUAUGGCAAAAGAUGGUACUCUGAUAGAAGAUUUUGUAUUUGAUUCAAAACCGGGUUCUGGUGCUAUUGGGAGCAGAGUAUUGCAUUGCAGAAAUGCACCUUCACCUGGUGCAACAUCAUCGCUUGCCAUUGCAGAAAUGAUAGCUGACAAAAUGAAACAACAAUUUAAUUUAUAAAAUUUAACAGAAUGUACAUAUCCAAAUACAACAUUUGAAAAGAAUAGAUAUAGUAUGUAUAUUAUAUAAUUUAAAUAAGGCAUAUUAAUGUAUAUCCUGUAUUGUAAUAAAUCUAGUGAAGUUUAAAAUUAUGAGUUGUUAGAUGUUGCUUCUAUACUUUUUAUUAUUGUUAUAUUUCAUAUUUUUGCCUAUAGCAUAUUCAGAGAAAAAAAAUUAUAUACCUACUUAAUAUAUGUAUACAAAAUAUAUCUGCAGACUUCCAAUAUCUCAAAUGGAUUAUGUAAAAUUGACAACCUAAGAAAAUCACUUUUGACUUAGGUAUAAGUUUACAUUUUUACACCCCUUAUUCAAUCUCAGCUUUAUCUUUGCAAUGAUAACAAGUCUGUUUCUCAGUGCUGACAGCAUGGCAGCCUUCACAGUGCAUAGACAUAGAGCCGUUGUGUUGUUGUUGGCCGAAUCUAGUUGGCUGUCACAUAAAUGAAGCUGAGAAACAGACUUGUUAUCACAGCAAUGCUACAUCCUUAGAUAAAUAAUGUCUAUGAAUAAGGGGGUUAGACUUGUUUUUAUGAAUAGGGCAUUGUUGCAUUGAAUUUUAACAUUAAUCACGAAAUUAGAAAAUUUCAUGUUUUACAUUUUUAUUGUUUGAUUUCUUUAAAUAAGUUGUAUGAUAAGUGUAAACUAUGUUUAUAUGCAGUAAUUUGGUACACAAGGGUGCCAAUGGUUGAAGGCGUACAGAAAUGGAAAUUGAAAAUAUUACCUAAGUAAUACCUAAAACCUAAGUAAUGCCAGCUAUAAUUAUUUAAAUAUUUUUAAAUUGUUUAUCCUGCUACACUCUUGUGUCCCCAAUUCACACUAUAUUAUGGUAUAUUUUAUGUAAGGAUUGCUGUGCAUAUGUAUUAAGUUGUUAAAAAUUUAAAAUAAAUAAAGUUGAGGCUAUACCACUACUUAAUAUAUAUGCACAUGUUUAUAUGAAUGUUUUAUUGAAAGUUUUAAUGUAUUUUGGUUGUAGAAGUAUUUUUAUACAUCUUAUUAUGGGUGCUAAAAAUUAGUCUUAAAGGAAACAAUGGACUGUGGAUGGAUUCCUCAUAGUUUUAAAUAUUGUAUAUUGCUUUUUUAAAAUAAAAUUUACAAAUAUCUUGGCUUUUCCCACUGCUGUCAUGCAUAUAUAUAAGGAAAGCAUAAACAUAACAUAUCAUUUGCUAACUGAUAAUUGUAAUUGAUGUUUUGCUUUGAGCCUGUCUAUUUCACAGCCUUUUUGACUGAUUAUAUAACAAAAACUGUUGUUGUCUCUUGGUAUGUCCUUAGUUAUUCAGCUAUGACACCAUUUUUCGUGAAGUAUAUGUAUUGGAGUCGGAGGUCAUAUAUUGUUGUCAAAUGGAAUAAUAUGUUGCUAAUAACAACUAUGUACUCUGAUAAUCCAAACAUGGAAUAAACUGAAAUAAAAAUGUUUAUAUUUUAUA